Messenger RNA from Prunus persica (peach), 1617 nucleotides. RefSeq names its product senescence-specific cysteine protease SAG39. Gene Ontology annotation, molecular function: cysteine-type endopeptidase activity. The transcript is spliced from 2 exons. Gene Ontology annotation, cellular component: lysosome. The record is from RefSeq and is a predicted model, not a curated record. Bases 1 to 1023 code for a protein of 340 amino acids. Lineage: Eukaryota; Viridiplantae; Streptophyta; Magnoliopsida; Rosales; Rosaceae.
AUGAAGUUCAUUAAGCAGCUGUGGAGAUGUGUUUGUUUGGUCUUGAUCCUUAUGUUGGGGACUUGGUCUAGUGAAGCCACUUCUCAUAACCUCCAAGAUGCAUCAAUGUACGAAAGAUACGAACAAUGGAUGGUUCAUUAUGGACGUGAAUAUGAUGAUGUUAAUGAGAAGCAGAAGCGUUUUGAGAUAUUCAAGAAGAAUGUGGCAUACAUAGAAUCCUCUAAUAGCGAUGUAAACAAAUCUUACAAAUUAAGUGUUAAUCAAUUUGCAGACCAAACGAAUGAAGAAGUGAAAGCCUCAAGAAAUGGAUUCAAAGGGCGUGAAUACUCCACAAAGACUACUUCUUUCAAAUACGAAAACGUCACAGUAGUACCAUCUACCAUGGAUUGGAGAAGCAAAGGAGCUGUAACGCCCGUGAAAGACCAAGGCCAAUGUGGAAGCUGUUGGGCUUUUGCAGCAGUGGCAGCCGUUGAAGGAAUUACACAACUUACAACUAGUAAAUUAAUCUCUUUGUCAGAGCAAGAGGUGGUUGACUGCGACAUCAACGGCAAAGACCUAGGAUGUGGUGGUGGCUACCCUGACGGCGCCUUUGAGUUCAUCAAUCAAAACCAAGGGAUUAGCUCCGAGGCUAGUUACAACUACACAGGUGUGGACGGUAGAUGCAACACCCAAGCAACUCAUGCAGCCAAUAUAACUGGUUACGAAGAUGUGCCUGCAAGCAACGAGGAAGCCCUUCUUAAGGCUGUUGCCAAUCAACCUGUUUCUGUUUGCAUUGAUGCUGGAGAAAACGACUUCAUGAACUAUAAAAGUGGAGUCUUUACAGGAUCAUGUGGACUAGAAAUCGAUCAUUGCGUUACUGCGAUCGGUUACGGUGUCAGUGACGAUGGCAUAAAGUAUUGGUUACUGAAAAACUCAUGGGGAACGGAAUGGGGUGAAGAAGGGUACAUGAGGAUGCAAAGAGAUGUUUAUGCAAAAGAAGGUCUUUGUGGCGUAGCUAUGUUUGGAUCUUACCCCAUCGCAUAAAUAAAUUUGCCAUCAAACUAAAUAAAAUACCUAGCAGCUGCUAUGAUGCGUAUCAGCUUGUAAAACUUCGUAGUCCAUUAACAAACUACCAGUUUCUAUGACUUGGAAAACCAAGUUGUCGAGCUUCUUAAAGUUCAAUUUAAAUUAAAUUGAAUUGAAUCUAACCAAUUGUGCUUUAGGCAGAUUCUUCUGUCAUUUUCAUUACAACUCAUGACCUGGGCCAAUCUAGGUAAAAAGUCAAUAACUCCCAGGCUUCUUGUGUAUGAGCCUACUAACUCAACGGUAUUAAUGGCGCACUUGCAACAAUAAGAAAUACAAAUUUUUAGCCAGUCAACUUCCACUUGACUAAUAAGCUAGGCCUUCAAAGGAACCAUGCCCUAAUUUGCUGGCCUUUUUUUCCCUCCUCUCUGAAGCUGCAUCAUAAUCCAAUUACCAGACCUUCAAAAGGAACCACCAUGUGCGAUAACAUCAACUUGGACUCAGAAAGGCAAACACCAUUAAUAAUUUAACUACUUAUUAUUAUGCAAAAUCAUUAAAAAAAACAUCCAGCGUCAAACACAACUUGCAAUCCGAUAAAAGUACACAUGAUGAAAA